Messenger RNA from Acanthopagrus latus (yellowfin seabream), 1186 nucleotides. RefSeq lists its product as uncharacterized. Gene Ontology annotation, molecular function: structural constituent of muscle; calcium ion binding. Gene Ontology annotation, cellular component: myosin II complex. The transcript is spliced from 6 exons. The record is from RefSeq and is a predicted model, not a curated record. Bases 16 to 645 code for a protein of 209 amino acids. NCBI's taxonomy places the organism in Eukaryota, Metazoa, Chordata, Actinopteri, Spariformes, Sparidae.
UCCAGGACAUCACGAAUGGCUCCUAAAAGAGAACCCUCCAUUAAGAAGUCUCCUUCACCAGUGAGUCAGCCCAGACUGGGUCCUCCGUACCCCUGCCUCCCUACGACUCCUGCGGCUCCAAAAUCAGCUCCGGAGCAGAAACCAAGGAUGCUGCGCCCCUCGGAUACACCGUUUGACCCCAGUACUUUGGAGUCUGAAUUCACGGAAGAUCAAAUCCUUGAGUUUAAGGAGGCAUUCCUGCUGUUCGACAGGACAGGAGAUGGGAAGAUCAGCUUCAGCCAGUGUGGGGAUGUCAUGCGUGCCCUGGGACAGAACCCUGUCAACGCUGAGGUGCUCAAAGUCCUUGGUAACCCCAAGGCUGAGGAGAUGAACCACAAGAUGCUAGACUUUGAGCAGUUCCUGCCCAUGUUCCAGGCCAUCGCUAAAAAUAAAGAUCAGGGCUCCAUGGAGGAUUUUGUGGAGGGAUUGCGUGUCUUCGACAAGGAGGGCAACGGCACAGUAAUGGGAGCAGAGCUUCGUCACGUCCUCACCACAUUAGGUGAGAAAAUGACAGAGGAGGAAGUGGAGACGCUCUUGGCGGGCCAUGAAGAUGCAAAUGGCUGCAUCAAUUAUGAAGAACUCGUCAGGAUGGUGAUGAACGGGUGAAGACGAAGUGCAUCCCGCUGUUUUUUUAUCCUGUCACACAUACCCUCUUUUUGCAGUUAGCUUCUACAGUCCCCCUUUAGCCUUUUCCAUGGAUUAGUUCCACCUUUAAUUUAAUAAGUGCCUUUACAUUCCUAAAAGAAACACAAAUGGCUCUGGCUAUUGCUGUCGGGUCCAUUCACACAUAUGACCAACUUGUAUGCAUUCAGGAGUCUUACAUUGUGCUUGCAUAGUUUGCAAUAACAUUCCAAGAUGCAGCACUUAAGAUGACACAAAUUGAUAAUGAAAUACUGUAACUAUUGAUAGCAGUGUAUUAAAGUUGGAUGGGACAUUAAUAUAUAUACGUAAAAUCUGUCUGCGACUUACUGUAUCAUUGGCUAAGACGUGCUUUGGCUGAAGAACUUGUUCCUCCUCAGAUUCUGCAGAUAAGCAGUAUAGUCAAAGCCAUACCGUCAUAAGGUAGAAAGAGACAUUUCAAAUGGGUUCCCAUUGUUUUAAUUCACCCCAAUUUUGUUGCUAAAUAAAUGUGUUUCCUGAAAAAAUG